AAUUCUCUUCUGAGCUCGAAAAACCUCUGCAGGACCCCAGAAAUAUAAAACAUCAUGGUGGGAACUCUGAAGAAAUCAUCAAGCAGUGAAGUAGUCAGUAACAGUGUUAAGUUUGUUUGUAGCUAUGGAGGAAAGAUUCUCCCACGAUAUCCUGAUGGGAAACUUCGUUAUAGUGGUGGAGAAACUCGUCUUCUAUCUCUCGACCGCGCUUCCGUUUCUUUUUCAGAAUUAAUGGUGAAGCUGUGUGAAGUAUGUGGAUACUCAUCAGUGAGUUUGAGGUGUCAAUUACCGAAUGAAGAUCUUGAUACCUUGGUGUCCAUUAAAUCUGAUGAAGAUCUUACUAAUCUAAUGGAAGAAUAUGAUUUAGCAGAGAAGAAAUCAAGUAGUCCGUUAAAAAUAAAAGCAUUUCUAUUUCCUUCAAAAUCAAAUAAAAAGACGAUUUCUCCACCAAUAUCAUCUCCAGUUUCUUCUUCUCCUGUAGCUGCUGGAAAAUACUCACCGCCAUCAUCAACAUCAACAUCUCCAGUUAGCGGUGGUAUUAAUAGAUUCAUCAUCAAUCCUCAUUAUCAGCAACAUCUUCAUAAUCAGAUCUCUUAUUCAUCAUUAGUGCCAAUGAGAUUUCAAAAUUUUCGUCCACAAGCAGUACCACAUGGUCCUUAUUGUUACCCUUGCUGUAUUCCUCCACGCCAAGGAAGUCCUAGACAAGUCUACCUUGUUCGUUCAUAA
Molecule: messenger RNA, 726 nt
Organism: Papaver somniferum (opium poppy)
Lineage: Eukaryota; Viridiplantae; Streptophyta; Magnoliopsida; Ranunculales; Papaveraceae
Exons: 2
Coding region: 55-726 (223 amino acids)
Molecular function (GO): protein binding
Source: RefSeq, a predicted model, not a curated record